CAGCUGUUUUGAAGAGAGAGAGGGAACGGAGAAAGCGGGUGAGGGAGGAGAGAGGGGAAAAAGACAGCCAACUCAUCUGACACUGACAGUGGGCCAAAGAAAGGGAAGAAGAGGAAGCAAAAGCACGGUAAAAGGAGUGGAAGAGAGAGGAGAGAACUACGGAGAAAACUGAGCAGGCUAAGGGGAGAGACAGAAGGGGAGAGAGAGAGGAGGGUGGAGAGAAACUUAACCCAGAAAAGAAGAGCAAGUUAAAACAGUGAGGCCACCAGCAGCAGUGAACGAGUGAGAGUGGACAGGAUGUCGACUCUCCCUCCUGAGGUUGCCACUGAAGAUGCCACCAAACAGAGCUUCUGGAUGCCUGGGAACUACCAGCACACGGUGAAGCGCACGGAGGAUGCCUUCCAGGCGUGUAAUGACAUCGUGGUGUGCUUCCAGGAGAGAGCCCGUGUGGAGAGGCAGUAUGCUCAGCAGCUCAGCGAGUGGAGCAACAAGUGGAAGCCCCUGGUGGACUCCAGCCCGCUAUAUGGAUCCCUCCUGCAGGCGUGGCAGUGUUUCCUCUCCUCUGCCGACCGUCUCGCCGCCCUGCACUCGUCUGUGUGUCGCUCCCUGGUUUCGGAGGACGGGGACCGGGUCAGGACCUGGCAGAAAGAGACCUUCCAUAAGAAGCUCUUUGGAGGCUUCAAGGAGUCCCAGGACUUUGGGACUGGCUUCGCACGUGCUCAGAAGCCCUGGGCCAAACGACUGAAGAAGCUGGACAAAGCCAGGAGUGCGUUCCAUAAAGUGCAGCGUAAGGAGCAGACUGCCAGGGACCGGGAGGUCCACGCCAAGGGCAACCCUGACGUGGCCAUCGAGAAACAGAGGAAGAUUCAGGAGGAAAGAGAGCUGGCUCAGCAGGAGACGGAGAAAGUGCGAGCCCGCUAUGAGAAGGUUCUGGAGGAGGUGACCCGCUAUGCCCCUCGCUACAUGGAGGAGAUGGAGUGUAUUUUUGACCAAUCACAGGAGGAGGAGAGGAAGAGGAUCAGCUUCCUCAAACAGGCCUUCCUGUCCGUCCACAGACACCUGGACGUCACCAACAACGAGAGUGUGAAGGCUGUGUAUAAUGAGCUCCACAACACUCUCAUGGCCAUCAAUGAGCAGGACGACCUGCGCUGGUGGAAGAACACCCACGGACCGGGCAUGCCCACCGACUGGCCUCAGUUCGAGGAGUGGACGCCAGAAAAGAAAAGCAAAAAAGGGAAGAAAGAGAAAGAGGUAGAGUCACAGCAAGGCACCAUAGAGAGGAGUGUAAUGAUCGGAGGAGUAAAGGUCAGGGCUCUCUAUGACUACGACGGACAGGAGACAGAUGAGCUCUCCUUUAAAGCAGGUGAGGAGUUUCUGAAGACUGAGGAUGAGGAUGACCAGGGCUGGUGUAGAGGGAUGAAGGAUGGAGGGAGAGAGGGACUCUACCCAGCCAACUAUGUAGAAACGGUGUAGUUACACCACCAUGUUUGUAAAAAGAAAUAGAUAGAAUGAAAAUGAAAAUGAAAGUGACUCAUUUUGAUAAGAAACAUUGUGUCUAAAAUGAUCCUCAGCUGAUGUGUACUGUGUAAUGUUCCUUAAUGAAUCCAGGCUGCAUCACAUCCGGCCGUGAUUGGGAGUCCCACAGGCCGGCGCACAAUUGGCACAGCGUCGUCCAGGUUAGGGUUUGGCCGUCAUUGUAAAUAAGAAUUUGUUCUUAACUGACUUGCCUAGUUUAAAUAAAGGUAAAAUAAUUUAUGAAUAGGAAGGAAAGCUUUCAUCCAAAGAGAAUACACUAUGGGGAUAUGAUAGCUCUGAAGGAACUUUUGGCAUACCUACACGGCAUCAAAUAUCCUGUUUUUUUUCUUCUUUAAAAUAUGUUGGAAAAUGUUUAAUAUAUUUACCUGAGACACCUAUAUGAAAGCUAUAUGAUGUAUGAUGCCUUUUUGUACAAUUUGAGAGAUGCGAUGCUGAUUCUAUAGGUACGUACAUGUAUUGUACAUGUCACCACUUGAUGCUGAAGCCAUACUCUAUGUUUGAUGUUCUUAUAGAGCUAAACUCUCCUGUUCGCUUUAGUGAAGCAUAUAUUUAUGUAGAAAUAAGUGCUUAUCACAGUGCUUAGACAGGCUUUAAUCAGUGAUUAUUAUGAACGGAGUGAAACUUUCACAAUUCAUCAAUACCUUUAGCCUUAUCAGUAAUAGUAUGAGCAGUAAUGUCUCCUGUAGCCUGUGUGUGUUAUAAGAGUACGAUGUGACAGGAUUGGGAUCUCCUUUCAGAGGGACUGUAAUAGAUCUCCUCUCAUCGCCUUCUUGAUGGCAACUACCCUUAAUAGAAACUUUGCCAAAGUGAAGGAUAGGAUGCCAUUUCUGGGCCUGUCCACGUUCUGGUUUUUCUUUUCCAUUUCUAAAUGUGUGUAUAUGAGAGUGUGUACUAUACAUGCAUGUGUGUGUAUAUGAGAGUGUGUACUAUACAUGCAUGUGUGUGUAUAUGUGAGUGU
This is a messenger RNA of Salvelinus namaycush (lake trout), 2494 nucleotides long. RefSeq names its product protein kinase C and casein kinase substrate in neurons protein 3-like. NCBI's taxonomy places the organism in Eukaryota, Metazoa, Chordata, Actinopteri, Salmoniformes, Salmonidae. Gene Ontology annotation, biological process: plasma membrane tubulation; cytoskeleton organization; regulation of endocytosis. Gene Ontology annotation, molecular function: phospholipid binding; protein binding. The record is from RefSeq and is a predicted model, not a curated record. The transcript is spliced from 10 exons. Gene Ontology annotation, cellular component: plasma membrane; cytoplasm; endosome. The coding region runs from base 298 to 1473 and encodes 391 amino acids.